This is a messenger RNA of Ziziphus jujuba (common jujube), 931 nucleotides long. RefSeq lists its product as uncharacterized. The transcript has 2 exons. The coding region runs from base 31 to 741 and encodes 236 amino acids. NCBI's taxonomy places the organism in Eukaryota, Viridiplantae, Streptophyta, Magnoliopsida, Rosales, Rhamnaceae. The record is from RefSeq and is a predicted model, not a curated record.
UUAGAAAAGUCGAUGCUCUAGGAGAUCCUCAUGAUGGAUAAGAAGAGGAAAAUUAACACUUUCAGAAGUCAUGCUGAAGAAUGGUUACAGCAUCCUUCUUCUGCAUCAUCAGCGUCUACUUGUGAGAUCUCUGAAACUGAUGAAAAUUAUAAUCAGGAAAAGAGACAGAGACUGAUCAAUCGAGAAGAUCAUAAUGAUUCUUCUCCACCAUCAUCAUCUACUUGUGAGAUCUCUGAAACUGAUGAGAAACCCAAUGAGGAAGAGGAUAAGAAUCUCAGUCAAGAUGAUCAUAUUACCCUCGGAACCGACACGCCUAAUCCUGAAAGAGAAAGGCCUAUUAAUGGUAGUAGUACUGGAGGUGGGAAAAAACUAGAGUAUGAUCAACAACAUGAUUUGAUCCCGGUUGGUAGACUCUUGGAGGAAGCUAUGUCGUCUAAUGGACUAUCCGAAGAGCUCAAGAAUUGUCUGGAGCCGAGAAUUGUUGGAAACUUGAAGCAACUAUUGGAAAAAGAAACAGAACCAAACAUAGAGGAGGUUGGACUCAUGAAGAUAGCUCGAAUGGCGUACCUGUUGCAACUUAUUAGUCCAUUCAAUGAUGACAUUGACAAGGCUGGUAAAGCAGUGAGGUUGUUGCAGGAAGGACUUUGUCUACUCGAUGAAGCCAAAGGCCUCUUACGUUCUGUCGUUAACAAGUUAGAUUUUAAUUAUUUGCGCUUGGAAGGGGCAGAGGAAUUAUCUUAAUUUUUCUUUUUUUUUUUUAAUUGCUUCCGAGAAAAAGGUUUAGGAAAACCUAUGGUGAUAAAUUGGAGAACCAUUGGCCUUGUUUUGGUUCUCGUAUUGCUGGCUGGAUUACGAUUCGUCUUGUGAGAUGUCAGAGUUUUUAUUUUCAGCAAUAAAAUGAGUAAAACAUCUUGUUUUUGCUCUUUGAUUC